GACCGGACUAGAAGGUGUAGGGAGAAAAUGGCUCUGCCCGUAAGGAGUUGCUGUGUUAGGGCUCACGGGGUUCUGUCCCGUUUUCUCAGGCACGGUAGCGGCUCUUCGUCGUUGAUCCCGGUGGUUAUCAAGAGGCUGCCCUCCGCCUCAGCGGCCUGUGGGCUGGGCCGAGCCCCGGCCUUCUCCACCGCCAGACUGUACAGCUCGGAGCCGCAGAGGACGAACCAGAAAAUGGUGGUAGUUGGGAUACCAAACCCGUUCAUCUGGUUCCGAACCCGCGUCUACUACUUCUUAAUCCGGGCAUAUUUCGAUCAGGAGUUUAAUAUCGACGACUUCACCGAGGGGGCAAAACACGCAUUUGCUCGGGUGUCAAAGCUGCUAUCCCAGUGUAAAUUUGAAGCUCUGGAGGGACUCGUAGCGAAGGAUGUGCUGGAGCGGCUGCAGCAGCAGUGCCCCCUCCUCCCCCAGACUCACCAGCAGGCCCUGGCAGCUGACAUGAGUGACAUCAUGUACACCACUCCGGGGGAUGUGGGCAUUUACUACGAUGACAACGGGCGCAAGUUUGUCAGUAUCCUCAUGCGAUUCUGGUACCUGACCAGCGCCCGGCUUCCAGAGGAGACCCCCGAGGGCACCAAGGUGUUCCAGGUGGCGUUCGGAGAGGAGGAGAGGGGCGAGGAGACCAAGAGGCUACUCACAGCCAAUUACGAGUUUCAAAGGGAGUUCACUAAGGGUGUGUUGCCAGACUGGACAAUCACACGUGUCGAGCACUCCAAGCUGCUGGACUGACAAGGACAGGAGCCUGUCCCCUCUGCCUGGGACAACUCGCUGACCCCAGAGCAGCUCGUGACUGCCUAGAGAUCCACUCUUGGUUUGCCAUGACUCGUGGAUACACACACAGCAACUCUGGGGCUUUGGAGAGGGUCUCCAGCUGAUUGAAGUCCUUUAUCUAGGGAAAGGGGAGCCUGCUGGCCAUCUGUAUUGUAUUCAACACACUGAGAGGGACUGUAAAGGAAAAUAAAUAGUUCUAUUUUAUGCACUAUUUUUGUGAAAUGAGAAAAACAGAAUGUCUGCUCCAAAAUGUAUGUUUACUCAUGAGUUAAAAAACAUGCAGGAGCACUGGUACUCCCCUGUGGAUCUCUUGGUCCUUUCCAGCCCAGGGAUCCAGUUGAUUUAAAACAGUCCAGAGCCGUGUCCCUACCGGGCCUUUAACGGUUAAAUUGAACCGAGGUGUUCAGUUGAGUCAUUGAGGUCCGGGUUUGGAAUGGACUGAAAGUGCCACAGGUAAGUUCCACUGCUUUGCGUUUCCAUCACAUUGGUGCUGGUUCACUCUUCGGCUUUGUAUUGAACUGGAGUUUGUUACAGUGUGAUCAGGUUUGGAUUGGACGAUGUCUGUGAGAGUUUAAAGCCGCGGAAAGGAGCAAGUCAAAACUGGUCAGUAUCCACCAGGGAUGUGCAAAUUAAAUAAAAUACAACCUUACCUUUAACCCUACUGUAUUUCUAUACUUUCUGCUGGUGCAUACUGCCCCCAGCUGGCUUAAUGUUGUAAGUGCAAGAGCAGGGGUAGGCAGUCUUGGCAAUUUCACUGUGGUCCAAUGCAGGACUUUGUUCCAACCAGGUCCUUAAUUCUGCUGUUGGCCUUGCUGCUGCUGAUUAUUAAUGAAAGUUAAAUUGUUAUUAACUCCACCUGCCUAGAACAGUAUAAACAGUCUAUUUUGUUGUUGCAUAAUACAUUGCAAGUAAAACCUUUUGUCCUGCGCAACGAGCAUUCCUAUUGCAAGAACCCAAGGACCAGUGUCAAAAGCUAUACUAGCACACAUUUGUAAUGAUAAAUGCAAACAUGACUGGAUAUAUGGAAAUAUAUACAUUAAUGUGAACCAGUGCCAGGUAUUAAGGUACUAAUUCAAUACAUUGGACCAGGGUUGGGAUUAGAGAUGUGCUGAUUUGAGAAACAGUGUAUUUCUAUAUAAUGUUAUGCCUCCUGAUAUUUUGGUUCAGGCAGCGAGUAACACCUCAAAGAGGAGUACGUUUAGCAGCAAUGUCAUGAACAUCUCUGGGUGCAGCCAGCAAAAAAAAAAAAAAAAAAAAAAAAAAAAAA
Molecule: messenger RNA, 2095 nt
Organism: Polyodon spathula (Mississippi paddlefish)
Lineage: Eukaryota; Metazoa; Chordata; Actinopteri; Acipenseriformes; Polyodontidae
Gene: maip1
Product: matrix AAA peptidase interacting protein 1
Exons: 5
Coding region: 28-786 (252 amino acids)
Biological process (GO): inner mitochondrial membrane organization; protein insertion into mitochondrial inner membrane from matrix
Cellular component (GO): mitochondrial inner membrane
Molecular function (GO): ribosome binding
Source: RefSeq, a predicted model, not a curated record